CUUCCAUGCUUGCUAUUCAUUGGUCGCGUGGCUAUUUUGUUAAAGCAUGCUCUUCCCCUUAAUCAUUUCGUUAACAUUAAAUAAAUGUAUCUUAACAACAUGUCAUCUAUAUAUUACAUGUAGAAUACUGCAGAUGCUCAAAAACAUAUUGAAUAGCGUUUGGUAAUCCAUCAAUGGAGUUUAAUAUGGAUAAUGAGAAUUUGAUUUUUUUACGUCAGAUCAACAAAAUGAACGCUGCUAAGGCAAGGUUUAAUAGAAUGAAGGUCCUCAGCCAGAAGAAGGCAAAGCGGUUGUAGACAGCAAACAAAGAGAAUGAGUGUUUCUUUUCUCCAUCUUCCGUCCAACAAUCUUCUUCGUUCCGAACACCGUUAUCAACCAUAACUAUGAAUACCAUCAACAUUUCAUCAUCAUCUUCACCUAACCCCUUUCAACCAUCUUCUUCAAGAACUCAACCUUCAACUAUUGAGAUGUUAAAUUACCGGAAACCCACCAAAUUUCCUUCAAACAGAUUGGGUGUGAAUUUGACAAACAAAGAGAAUGAGUUUUUCUUCUCUCCAUCUUCCGUCAAACAAUCUUCGUCAUUCCGAACACCGUUAUCAACCAUAACAAUGAAUACCAUCAACAUUUCUGAGUCAUCUUCACCUAACACCUUUCAACCAUCUUCUUCAAGAACUCAACCUUCAACUAUUGAGAUGUUAAAAUACCGGAAACCCACCAUAUUUCCUUCAAACGGAAUGGGUUUGAAUUUGACAAAAAUAUUUGACAGCACCGUUAGAGGCUCAAAUGAUCAUCCCGAGGUUUCUGCAUCUCCUGUCCCGAUAACAAUUUAUUUUCGGAUUCAGAUGACAAUAGUACAGGAAGUAUAUGAAUAUUAAGUACUUUUUUCCUUCAGAACCCCUUAUCAUAUUCUAAUUAUCAAAUAACUUGCAUUUUUUAUUUUAUGCUUCAAGUUUUGAAACGAACUCUGAUAUUGAAUACUUGGAUGAAGGUUAUAACAUCUCUACAGACUUGAAUUCUGCAACGACUUCUUCAAAUGGAUACUACGAUAUAGGAUACGCUAAUGUGGAAUGCCAACAGUGCGGUGCGCAAAUGUGGUAUCUUGAAAGAAAGGAAAAGAAUCGAAAUAGAGCUAUUCCUAAAUUUUCAAUGUGUUGUCGAAAUGGCAAGAUUCAACUUCCAUUUCUCAAGAUGCCACCUAAAUAUUUGUAGCAUCUCUUAUUUGACAGUGAUACGGUUCAGUCUCGAAAUUUCCAGCAAAACAUACGAAUGUAUAACAUGAUUUUUGCAUUCACCUCUCCUGGUACUAAGAUGGAUAACCUUUUUAACAAUGGAAGCGGUCCUCCUACUUUCCGUAUUCAAGGGCAGGCAUGUCAUAGAAUUGGUAGUAUGUUACUCAUGCCGGGACAGACUCCAAAAUUUGCACAGCUCUAUAUUUACGACACUGAACAUGAAAUACAACACAGGAUUAAGGGAAUAAGAACAAAAACUGGCGUUGACAUUGAUAUUGUUACAAAAUUAUCUCAAAUGUUGUACGAACACAACGUUCAUGCUCAGUCUUUCCAAAUGGUGAGAGAUAUUUUGUCUCAAAGAGGUGUAACAGAUUUGAAACUGAGACUUAUUUCAGACAGAAAAACUGAUGGACGUAUUUAUAAUCAGCCGACUGUUUCCGAGGUCGCUGCUUUGAUAGUUGGUGAUGUCGAUACAGCUGAAAAAAGAGAUAUCAUAAUGCACAAACAGUCGGGCUCUCUUCUAAGAAUUGAUGAGUAUCAUACUUCUUAUCUUGGAUAUCAAUAUCCAUUGCUUUUUCCAUAUGGUGAGGAUGGAUAUAGGCCAAAUGUGAAACAUCGGGAUCACAAUUGUGUUGUAGGUUCCUCCGCACCAAACAGUCGUGCUGAAUUGGAAUUUAACGAUGUUCCAUGGGAAGAAGCUACAAAGAGAAACAGGCUAACGAUAAGAGAAUGGAUGGCAUUCCGAAUACAAUCAAGACAUAACGAGGCACCCACAUUGUUAAGAGCUCGAAGGCUAAUCCAACAAUUUUUAGUUGAUGGUUAUACAAUGUUGCAAUCGGAGAGACUUAGAUGGCUUCGUAAAAAUCAAUCCAAAUUAAGGGUUGGAAAGUAUCACAAUUUGAAUGAGUUAAACUCGAACGGUGUGACGCAAGGCUCAAGCACUAGAAAAAGAGUAGUUUUGCCGUCUUCAUAUGUUGGCAGUCGUAGAUAUAUGGAUCAAUUAUAUUUUGACGAAAUGGCAAUAUGCAGCUAUGUUGGUUUUCCUGACCUAUUUAUUACAUUUACAUGUAAUCCAAACUGGCCGGAGAUACAACGUUAUGUCAGACAAUCAAACUUGAAACCGGCCGAUCGUCUAAACAUUAUUUGUCGAGUAUUUAAAAUGAAGUUUGAUGAGUUACUGUCCGAUCUCACCAAGAAAUCUGUGAUGGGCAAGGUCCUUGCCUAUAUGUAUACCAUUAAAUUUCAAAAGAGGGGUUUGCCACAUGCUCACAUAAUAAUUUUUCUUCAUCCGACCAGCAAGUAUCAAAUGCAGAUGAUAUUGAUAAGAUAAUUUGAGCUGAAAUACCUGACGAGAAUUCUGAUCCUGAGCUCUAUAACUUGGUAAAGUCACAUAUGAUAUACGGUCCAUGCGGAAGUCUUAACCGAAAUGCACCGUGUACAAGGGAUGGUAAAUGUUCCAAGUAUUUUCCAAAGGAAUUCCGUCCUCAGACAAUAGUUGAUCAAGAUGGCUUUCCUGUUUAUCGAAGAAGAGAUAAUGGUCACACUGUGUUAAAGAAUGGAAUUCGGUUUGAUAACCGUCACGUUGUACCAUACAAUUCAGGAUUGUUAAAGAAGUUUCAAGGUCACAUAAAUAUGGAGUGGUGCAAUCAAAGUUCGUCGAUAAAGUAUUUAUUUAAAUACAUCAACAAAGGUUACGACAGAAUCACCGCUGCCGUUGUUAGGAAUGAUGAGGUGAACCAAAAUGCCCAGAGAAAUAUCGACGAGAUUAAACAAUAUCUUGAUUGUAGAUAUGUAUCUCCUUGUGAAGCAUGUUGGAGAAUAUUCUCUUUUCCCAUACAUGGAAGAAAACCCGUUGUUGAGAGGUUAUUUUUUCACUGUGAAGGAGAGAAUUCUAUGUUUUACAGAGACAUGGAUCGCUUAGAUACCGUGUUGGAAAAACCAAGUGUCACGGAAUCAAUGUUUACUUCUUAGUUCGAGGCAAACAAAAAAUAUCCUGAAGCCAAGGAGUUAACAUACAGCAAAUUUGUUGGAAGGUUUGUUUAUGUCAAGAAAACAAGGGAAUGGAAACCGCGGAAAAAGGGUUAUACAAUUGGUAGAUUGGUAUGGGUUCCUCCAAGCUCGGGUGAGUUGUACUAUAUCAGAAUGAUGUUAACGCAUGUGUCGCACCCCAAUUUUUGACCCGCUUAUUUCAUUCAUUUUUGACUUGUCGAAUUUUAU
This is a messenger RNA of Vicia villosa (hairy vetch), 3446 nucleotides long. RefSeq lists its product as uncharacterized. The transcript has 4 exons. NCBI's taxonomy places the organism in Eukaryota, Viridiplantae, Streptophyta, Magnoliopsida, Fabales, Fabaceae. Bases 1267 to 2559 code for a protein of 430 amino acids. The record is from RefSeq and is a predicted model, not a curated record.